Messenger RNA from Trypanosoma rangeli, 1230 nucleotides. Its product is annotated as putative CDP-diacylglycerol synthetase. The record is from RefSeq and is a predicted model, not a curated record. The coding region runs from base 1 to 1230 and encodes 409 amino acids. Gene Ontology annotation, cellular component: endoplasmic reticulum membrane. Lineage: Eukaryota; Euglenozoa; Kinetoplastea; Trypanosomatida; Trypanosomatidae. Gene Ontology annotation, molecular function: phosphatidate cytidylyltransferase activity. The transcript has a single exon.
AUGAACCAGCGCGGCGGCAGGCGCGUCUUAGCACCACUAAAACGGACAUUCUCCGACUCCGUCAACGCAGCGGAGCCAACCCCAGAUGUAACGGAGGUCACAAAAAAGCUGCGGAGCUAUAGAGAUUUUGUCAAUCGAACCGUCUUCACAAUUGUCAUGGCCUACGUCUUUCUCGUGCUCAUUUCGUUGGGGGUAGUGGUGGUUAUUCCGUUGGUCAUUGCUCUGCUCUGCACCAUGUUCUACGAGAUCACCCGAAUAAACCAGCGUGUGCGGAAGGACCGCCAACUUACGUCGAUCCUGCUUUUGAAGAUUUGGUUUCUUGGAUCUACCAUAUUCUUGGUGACGAUUCACAGUGUCCGUGAUCCCAUGUUGGCAACAUUUCCAUGUCUUGCGAAGUGGUACGCCAACUUUGGCAUGUUUGCAUUUGGUUUCCCUAUGAUUGGUAUAGUGGGGUUUGUACUAAGCCUGCGGAAGGGCAUGUACCGCUACCAGUUUAUACAGUUUACAUGGAUUGUGAUGACCUUGCUAUUCAUUGUCAUACAGGGCGGUAUUCAAAUAAAAAACAUGAUGCGCGGCAUGAUUUGGUUUCUGCUUCCCGUAAGCUGCGUCGUGAACAACGACAUUUGGGCCUACGCCUUCGGUAAACUCUUCGGGCGAACGAUGCUUUUGGCUCUGUCGCCCAAAAAGACCGUGGAAGGGUUUUUGGGCGCCUUUGUCUUUACAAUGGCGUGGGCGUUUUGGUUUGCCGGGUUUCUUGGCUACUUCCCGGAGCUCUACUGCCCAAAGGUGGACUUUCACUCGCCGAUGCAUUGCGUGAAGGAUCCGUUGUUUGUGCAACGGACGGUCGUUUUGCAACCGUUCAUUCAGAAGGCGACGGGAAACUACUUCACGACCUUCCAGUGCUCCAAGGCUCAGCAGCACGCCCUUGUGCUGGCGGCGUUUGCGUCCUUGAUGGCUCCCUUCGGUGGUUUUUUUGCCAGCGGGCUAAAGCGGGCAUUUAAACUAAAGGAUUUCGGUGACCUUAUUCCUGGCCACGGCGGCAUUACAGACCGUAUGGACUGCCAGGGAAUGAUGGGGGUUUUCACCUAUGUCUACCUAAUGAGUUACGUAUAUUCUGAUGCAAAGUGCCCCUCCUUGCAUGACUUGAGCAGUUGCGUGCUGCGGUUAAGUGAUGAUGGGAAGUUACGACUGUUACACCUGUUAAAUGAAUCGCUAUCAGGGAGUGUGUAA